Gorilla gorilla gorilla (western lowland gorilla) is the source of this 2340-nucleotide messenger RNA. It is a transcript of the gene ASNS, whose product is annotated as asparagine synthetase (glutamine-hydrolyzing). The record is from RefSeq and is a predicted model, not a curated record. Gene Ontology annotation, cellular component: cytosol. The coding region runs from base 523 to 2208 and encodes 561 amino acids. The transcript has 14 exons. NCBI's taxonomy places the organism in Eukaryota, Metazoa, Chordata, Mammalia, Primates, Hominidae. Gene Ontology annotation, molecular function: asparagine synthase (glutamine-hydrolyzing) activity.
CGCAAAGGAGCCCGCGCCGGCCCCGGUGCCCAGCUCCGCGCCGCGCGGACCCACCGAGCCCGCGCUCAGACGCCCCAGCUCCGCCGAGAGGCCGCUUGCGCCGGGUCCUUCUUCUUCCUCAAGUGCAGGCAGAGCCCCCGGAGCCAUGGCCAGCCCUUCCGGCAGCUCCAAAGCCACUGGCAAGCCCCAAGGCAGGGAUGGCCGGCCCAGGAGGGAGGAGGACGAAGUCCCUCCCGAAGAGAAGAGGCUGCGGCUCUUGCUGGAGGGGGGAAGCGCACUGCCCCAGGACCGCGAGGACGGGGAGGACGCGCCGCGGCCGGGCAGGGAGGAGACCGGCACUCAGACAGGUGGCGACGGCAGAGGAGAGCCGGGUCGGUAUAAGCGCCAGCAGCCUCGCCACCCGUCAAGCUGUCCACAUCCCUGGCCUCAGCCCGCCACAUCACCCUGACCUGCUUACGCCCAGAUUUUCUUCAAUCACAUCUGAAUAAAUCACUUGAAGAAAGCUUAUAGCUUCAUUGCACCAUGUGUGGCAUUUGGGCCCUGUUUGGCAGUGAUGACUGCCUUUCUGUUCAGUGUCUGAGUGCUAUGAAGAUUGCACACAGAGGUCCAGACGCAUUCCGUUUUGAGAAUGUCAAUGGAUACACCAACUGCUGCUUUGGAUUUCACCGGUUGGCGGUAGUUGACCCGCUGUUUGGAAUGCAGCCAAUUCGAGUGAAGAAAUAUCCGUAUUUGUGGCUCUGUUAUAAUGGUGAAAUCUACAACCAUAAGAAGAUGCAACAGCAUUUUGAAUUUGAAUACCAGACCAAAGUGGAUGGUGAGAUAAUCCUUCAUCUUUAUGACAAAGGAGGAAUUGAGCAAACAAUUUGUAUGCUGGAUGGUGUGUUUGCAUUUGUUUUACUGGAUACUGCCAAUAAGAAAGUGUUCCUGGGUAGAGAUACAUAUGGAGUCAGACCUUUGUUUAAAGCAAUGACAGAAGAUGGAUUUUUGGCUGUAUGUUCAGAAGCUAAAGGUCUUGUUACAUUGAAGCACUCCGCGACUCCCUUUUUAAAAGUGGAGCCUUUUCUUCCUGGACACUACGAAGUUUUGGAUUUAAAGCCAAAUGGCAAAGUUGCAUCCGUGGAAAUGGUUAAAUAUCAUCACUGUCGGGAUGAACCCCUGCACACCCUCUAUGACAAUGUGGAGAAACUCUUUCCAGGUUUUGAGAUAGAAACUGUGAAGAACAACCUCAGGAUCCUUUUUAAUAAUGCUGUAAAGAAACGUUUGAUGACAGACAGAAGGAUUGGCUGCCUUUUAUCAGGGGGCUUGGACUCCAGCUUGGUUGCUGCCACUCUGUUGAAGCAGCUGAAAGAGGCCCAAGUACAGUAUCCUCUCCAGACAUUUGCAAUUGGCAUGGAAGACAGCCCCGAUUUACUGGCUGCUAGAAAGGUGGCAGAUCAUAUUGGAAGUGAACAUUAUGAAGUCCUUUUUAACUCUGAGGAAGGCAUUCAGGCUCUGGAUGAAGUCAUAUUUUCCUUGGAAACUUAUGACAUUACAACAGUUCGUGCUUCAGUAGGUAUGUAUUUAAUUUCCAAGUAUAUUCGGAAGAACACAGAUAGCGUGGUGAUCUUCUCUGGAGAAGGAUCAGAUGAACUUACGCAGGGUUACAUAUAUUUUCACAAGGCUCCUUCUCCUGAAAAAGCCGAGGAGGAGAGUGAGAGGCUUCUGAGGGAACUCUAUUUGUUUGAUGUUCUCCGCGCAGAUCGAACUACUGCUGCCCAUGGUCUUGAACUGAGAGUCCCAUUUCUAGAUCAUCGAUUUUCUUCCUAUUACUUGUCUCUGCCACCAGAAAUGAGAAUUCCAAAGAAUGGGAUAGAAAAACAUCUCCUGAGAGAGACGUUUGAGGAUUCCAAUCUGAUACCCAAAGAGAUUCUCUGGCGACCAAAAGAAGCCUUCAGUGAUGGAAUAACUUCAGUUAAGAAUUCCUGGUUUAAGAUUUUACAGGAAUACGUUGAACAUCAGGUUGAUGAUGCAAUGAUGGCAAAUGCAGCCCAGAAAUUUCCCUUCAAUACUCCUAAAACCAAAGAAGGAUAUUACUACCGUCAAGUCUUUGAACGCCAUUACCCAGGCCGGGCUGACUGGCUGAGCCAUUACUGGAUGCCCAAGUGGAUCAAUGCCACUGACCCUUCUGCCCGCACACUGACCCACUACAAGUCAGCUGUCAAAGCUUAGGUGGUCUUUAUGCUGUAAUGUGAAAGCAAAUAUUUCUUCCUGUUGUAUGGGGACUAUGGGUAGAUAGGGGAACAAUGAGAGUCAACUCAGGCUAACUUGGGUGUGAAAAAAAUAAAAGUCCUAAAUCUAAAA